AGGGUCUGGGUGCUUAUUUGGGAGAGAUGAGGCAUGUUCCCACGUCCUGUAAUUCACCCAUCCAAUCCAGGCAGGUUCGCAUUUGUUUCCCUGUAGGAGGCGGUUGUGAUUUUGGGGAUGUCUAUGCAGAACAGAACCCUUAGCGUGCGCAGCCAUGUAGUCUGAGGUUAAAGCCACUUUUACCACAAGGCUAAAAUUCCCCGCUGGAAAUUCCCAGCUGACCAGCAGGGUCAAGAGCCUAUUAUCUAGGCUGGUGCUUACUAUCAGGGGGCGGUUCCUAUUUAAGACUUUAAAGAGGUGCGUGAGGAUGGGACUUCUAGGCAGAAAGAGAUCUGCCCCAGGCAGAGUCCAUCCAGCUGGCUGGUGGGAAAGAAACAGCUGCCUGCAUAUCCCUGUCACAGAGAAGAGAUUAGCUGGAGUGAAAACAUUUCCCUGUAGCCACAGCAAUGGAGCCAACUCUUCUCCUCCUGCUCCUCAGCCUGGGCUGGACUUGUAGUGGACGGCUGACGGUGCUGCCCCUGGAGCCGCUCGUCCAGAUUGGAGGAUCCAUUCAGUUGAACUGCUCCUUGGACUGUCCGGAUGGGAAGCCCCAGUGGAAGGGGCUGGACACCAACCUAGGGAACAUCAUCUCCACCCCCACCUAUAGCCUCCUGCUCAUCACCAAUGCUGCCGUAGCCAUGGCGGGCACAAAGUUCUGCACGGGGAACUGCCAAGGGAAGUCCCACCAGGGGUCGACUAACCUGCAAGUGUACUCUCUUCCAGACACCUUGCAGCUGGAAACCCAGCCAAAGAAGCUGGUGGCUGGUCAGCCAGCCCAUCUCCACUGCUCUAUUAGCAAGGUGUACCCACCCGACUCCUUGACUCUGAGCUGGUAUCGAGGGGACCAGAGACUGGAGAGCCCAGACCCUGAAGAAGUGGCUGAUGACGAGGAGCUGUUCAGUUAUGUCUCUAAGCUAGAGGUCCCAGGGGAGAAGGUGAUGGAGGGCAUGGAGUUCAGGUGUGAGGUGGAGCUGCUGCUGCCCUCAGACAGGAGUUUCCACCGGGCCACAGCAGUGACUGUGAGCACAAAAGCUGUGGCAGAGCAGCCCACAAAUGAGUCAGUCACUGGCCAAGAGAAUCCCAGAACUGAGUCUCCAGCUACUACAGAGAACCCCCCUGCUACUGACUGCAGCCCCACAACUGGGCUUGGGGCUACUACAGGGAGCCCCACCACAGAACUGACUUCUGCAGAGAGCCCCACGACAGAGUUCAUUAUCACAUCUCACAAGUCCAGUGCCAAAGCCACCUCUGUCCCCUGGAUGGUGACCACAGAGACCCUCGCCACCGAGUCCAGGGCUGCCUCACAGCACCCCAGUGCAGGCACAGCCACAACAGACUGGAGCCCCAGCAGCAGCUUGAGUUCUGCUACAGAGAACCCCACCACAGGGGAUGUGGCUAGCACAGAGAACCCUCUCACCAAGAAAGCCACUAGUGUCCAGAGCCCCAGAACAGAGUCUGUCUGCAACCUGCAGAUCAGGCCUGUCCCUUCUAAAGGAACCACCGGGGAAGCCCUGAAGAUCAUAUGCGAGGCAGAGUGCGGUGAGGAUAUUACCAUCAGGUGGCUGAAAACCCCUGUGGAGCUCUCUCAGUACCAGGAGGAGGAGUCCAAGAGCAAAUCCAUCCUGACGGUUGACCGUGUAGAUCUCAACCACCAAGGGAUCUAUGAGUGCGUCAUGCUGAGUAGGAGACUCCAGGUGGCAAGUAGGAGACUCCAGGUGGCAAGCCUCCACAUCGCUGUGUCUGCUGCUACCUUCAGCACCGACUCCGCCAUUGCGAUCGGGACAGCAAGCUCCCUCCUGGGCCUGAUCGUCACAGCGUUUGUGUCACAUCGCCUGUGGAGACUACUCCACCCACCAGGCAUGACGAGCCCUAAGGGGAACAGCGUUUAGGUGCCUGUGGCCCCGUCGGGACUAGUUUUGAACAUUUAUCCUCUUUCCACUGACGAGCCUGCCCGUUGUUAUGGAAAGCUUGGUAUUAGAGCCAGCCGGGCCCCUUGGACUGCACCUGGCCAGAGACGGGAGUGGAGGAACUGCCUGAUGCUUGGGCUGCUGCUGGGAGAACUGGGUAAAUGGCCAAGCUGCAAGCUGCCCAGCAGAGCUGAGCAGACCUUUGGGGUGACCAGUCUCUUUCCUUUCCUCCACUUCACUCCUUGGCAUCAUGGUUUCCGCUGGUUUCAAGUGCAAUGGGAGCAUUUUGCUCCAAAGUCCAGGCAAGUGCUGAGACUUGGCUCCUACAGACACACCUGUGGGACUCAGAUAAGAGCUUCCCCAAGGAGAUGAACAGGUCACAGGUGCCAGGGUACAGUAGUUUCUAAAACAGACCAAUGGAUUUUCCCUUCACAGUAUAUUGAAAACUCUCUCCUUGCUUGAGGCUUCCAGCUGAGGAGAUGCCAGUAAUAUUUCCUGUCGGAUUGGUUUGAAAUCCCUGAUCCUUUCUGGAUUUGCCACAUUCAUUUUCACGGUGGCUUCUUAUUUCAAAACUCUCUAGGGUCAGUUGUUCCUGUUUUUGUUCCCAAGUAUGUUGGGUAUUUCCGGUGGGGGUGGGGAAGAGAAGAUGGGGGGGUGGGGGGGAAUUCCAGGUGCAUUGAAGGUUGGCUAGGGAGGGACAAGGUGAGACUAUGCUCAGCCAUAGCCCCUUGGAACUGAGUGGAGACUUUAAGCAAAUGCACCACAGUGACAAACUAUCAGUGAGACGCUCUGUACUGCUCAUACAGCUCCAUCUCCAGCCCCUGGGUUUCUCUGCGCUACUCUGAGACAGGGCUGCAACCACUUCUGGAGAGGACUGUGGGGAACUUGCCUUGUUUCCUUCCAUGCCGAGAUCAUACAUGCACCAGCCCGUCUCAGGGAUGGGAUGGAAACUGAAGUCAGUUCAUCUCUGUAUUUAAGAUAUCCUAAAAAAAACCCUCCCAACUGCUGUCAUCUGUCAAAACAGGCUGCUUGUAAAUAACCUGUAUUGAAUGUUGAGAACGCAGUAGACCUGCAGUGCAUAUUGAGUUUCUGUGAGAACUGCUGCUCUAAUAAAGAUCUGGUUUGACAUAUUCCCGGUAGUGGUUUCCUUGGCAAGGAUCGCUUCUCUGUACCCUGGCCCUAUGGUUUGCCUGCAGCAGCAGGGCCAUGAGUAUGCUUGUAUUCCACACAGAGGGCAGAUGGGGGCAGGGAGGGCACCUAGCUUCUCGCAAAAUAGCCACAUUGAGUAUAUUCCUGUGAGCAUUUUGACUUCAGCCAGGUAUAAUGGGUGCCAUCGGAAUUUGCAAGAGGCACUGAAUUGCAACUUACUGAUUAGAUGCUGACAUGAGGGCUCUAAAACAGAAUACCUGGUUCUCGUGGCUGAAGCAGAGGCAUGUCUCCCUUGAUCCUAGAGAGAGAUGGAAAUCCCAGAAAUACCUUACCGAGAAAAACUAGCUCUCCCUGAGUCCAAAAACCAUACCUACAGCAUCUGUGCUCCACACGCUCCCAGCCUCACCCCAGUUCCUUAUGACACAACAGCAUGUCUCUACACUAGUUCACAUGUAACCAUCUCAGCAAGGAAAUCCCCACAGCUGACAUCUAGACUGCCAUUUAUGGCCCCUGGGGAAACUUUCCAGGACAAACGCUGCUGUUCUGAACUUGGGAUCCUGCUUCCUGAGCUCAAGCCUUGUCAGGGCAGGGAAGCAAUGCCACCUUCAGCAAGGGCAGAGAUAAAGGAGCAAUCAGAAACCAGCCCAGUUAGUCCUAAUCAGUCAAUAGGUGCUUUAGCAAAGCACCUUCCUCCUCCUGCCUGGCAGAGUGGAACAGCCCUGGGCCUAGGAGGGUCAGUACUCCCACAUUCAUACUCCCGCAGGCGGCCUAGCGUUUGUGCUCAGCUGGGGAAGACUGUGGCUAGAGCAGCUGCCAAGCGAGGAGCCAAGCCUGGCCUUCUCCCUGCAGGGGAAGUUGUGGUGUUGUAUGAAGCCCAGUCGGUCACCUUGGGGAAGCAGAGAGAGCACAGAAAGCCCAGCGGGGUCAUUGGCCAGGGCAGAGUUGGUCAUUUCUCCUUGCAGCUGCAGCACUCAGAGCUGUCAUUCUCCAGCUACCUGCCACACAUCUGGCGGCUGGGGCCAGGACUGCAGAAAGGGACCAUAGAGGGAGCCAGAACAGAGAGCUGCCCACCCCUCCCCCCGGCGUGCGCACGCACACACCAGGAGCUAGCUGCAGGUUGGGGACACCAGAGAAAGGGACAAGAUCCCUUUGCAAAGAACUUGGCUACAGCCCAUCUCAGUGAGUUCCCUGUAGGGUAGGAAAAGUGACAGCUUGGGCCUUGCGUGUCUGGAAUUAAGCACGCAAUUCCUGCCUCUGUUUCUUGUGCAGAGAACUCCUCUUUGGACCUAGCGCUCAGGAAACUCUCACUGCUGUGCAGCAACUUCUCUGUGUGUGUCGUAAGUCACAUGUCCGCUCUCUGACCUCCCCACUCCACUGAACAAAUACCAGACUCAGCACUGCUCAGGAACCCGCCACAUGCAGCAACCACACCCCUACAUUUAAAGAAAAGGAGACCUCCUGCAUACCAGCUGGAAGGGGGUAUUAAUGCAGCAGAAUAGUUAUCCCUGUUGGAAUGAAAGCUAGAACACUGGGGUUAACAAAGGCCUCACAGCUUGUGUACUCAGCACCAGAGUGGGUGCAGUUAAAAAAAAAUCCCUAGUGAUCUGUAGUCCCUCUGAGCGUGAGCCAUUGCAGAGCAGUGCACUCUAAUGCUGCAGUGGGGUACAGGGGGGGAAGUGGCCUUGCCUCCUCAAAUCAGCACCAGUUCCUGUGUGUUACCUAAAGGUCUCUCCUCCAGACACUGACCUGGCCCAGGCCUGCGUUGCAUGAGAGCAGAUAAAGUCCUAGCUAAGGUGGACAGACUGCAGGCUGCUGCCAUGUUCCCAGUUAUUAGCAGCCAAGGUUUGUUGUUUGGAGUUCAGAACGCACAAGCAAAAAAACCCCCAAACUUUAUUUAAAAACGAAACACAAAGCCCUGCACAUACUCAAAAUGCCCCUUCUCCGGCACCUGCAGAAAAUGCUGUUUUAAAGCCACAACCAAGGGUAGCCUCAAUUCGGUAACAGGCUUCUUGUUAAAGCACAGCCUGCCUACUGCAAG
Chelonoidis abingdonii (Abingdon island giant tortoise) is the source of this 5133-nucleotide messenger RNA. It is a transcript of the gene MADCAM1, whose product is annotated as mucosal vascular addressin cell adhesion molecule 1. The record is from RefSeq and is a predicted model, not a curated record. Gene Ontology annotation, cellular component: membrane. Gene Ontology annotation, molecular function: integrin binding involved in cell-matrix adhesion. Gene Ontology annotation, biological process: integrin-mediated signaling pathway; heterotypic cell-cell adhesion; positive regulation of lymphocyte migration. Lineage: Eukaryota; Metazoa; Chordata; Testudines; Testudinidae.